GUCGUUCCACAUAGCCGACAACAUGAAGGUUCUCUUGCUGACAGUUCUGGUCCUGCUGGUCUGCACCACACAGGUGUUCACACUCCAGUGCUACACCUGCGCAGACACAAAUGACAAAAUCUGUAAGACAGUGACUACCUGCGCUCCUUCAGAAAUAAACUGUAAAACCACCGUCCAAGACAACGUCKUUUCUCGAUCCUGUGAGGAAUUUUGUACGGAAGACUAUUUCACGACCUGCUGUAAAGAGGACCUCUGCUAGACCCGAAGCAUGGCUUCCACUCACUCUCCAAACCAUCCAAUGAAGAAAUUAAUUAAUAAUAUUUACUCGUGCAAUGUGAUUGUAUAAAAAUAUGGUCUCAUGUGAUUAAUCUGUCACUGAUUUUGCUUCUAAUAAAACGAUGUAGACAAAAA
This is a messenger RNA of Austrofundulus limnaeus, 411 nucleotides long. It is a transcript of the gene ly6d, whose product is annotated as lymphocyte antigen 6 family member D. Bases 23 to 259 code for a protein of 78 amino acids. The record is from RefSeq and is a predicted model, not a curated record. Lineage: Eukaryota; Metazoa; Chordata; Actinopteri; Cyprinodontiformes; Rivulidae. The transcript has 3 exons.